Messenger RNA from Penicillium verrucosum, 1590 nucleotides. RefSeq lists its product as uncharacterized. Lineage: Eukaryota; Fungi; Ascomycota; Eurotiomycetes; Eurotiales; Aspergillaceae. The transcript has 2 exons. The record is from RefSeq and is a predicted model, not a curated record. Bases 1 to 1590 code for a protein of 529 amino acids.
AUGAGACCUCCAGCUGAUGAUCUUAUGCGUGGACCACCCCGUGAUGCUCGUUCUACUCGCGAGAAUGGUUGGCCUAUGGAUAGGCCUGGCCGCAUGCGUGGGACCGGACCCAAUGAUUCGUUCCAUGGCCGCGAUCCCUCUGUGCGGGGAGAGCUGAUGCCUGAUCACAUGGACCGCCCGGUCGACAUUCCUCGACGUGGAGAUCAAUCCAGACCAGAGAAAGAUGAUCGGAGGGCCUAUCCGCCACGCCCUCUAUCGCCACCCAGACCUGCGGACCUGCCGAACCGCCCCGAACGAUUCCCUCCACCCGAUGAUCGCAGACCUGCCGGAUUCCCUCCAUCCUCCCGUAUUGAUGAUCUCCCUAGGGGCCCUCGCACGGAUCGACAAGCUGAUCCGAGGGACGGUGCACCAGGUCCUGAUAUGACUCAUGGCCGGCUUCGGCAGCCGGAGCCUCCAUCUGAGAUUCCUGCUGGCCCUCGAAGACGCGGUGGACGCAACGGUCCUGGACAAGCCCCUCCAAUGCUCAGCUCCAGCAAUGCUACUUUGCCCGCCCCGGAACGCCAGACACCCACAGGCCCUGCCCGACAAACACCCGCCGCUGCUCCCUCAGGCCCUCGCGGAUUAGGCCCACAACAACCACCCCGAGGACCCUCUGCGCAGUCUGCCCAGUCUGGACCGCUUGGACAAGGCUUCGGCGGGGAGCGUGGCCGCGGCGAUAAACGUUUUGCAGGCCUCAACAAUAUGCUCCAACAGUCUGGUGGUGGCGGCGGUGGUGAUCGGGGUGGGAACCCUCCUCCUGUUCGCGGAAGAGGCGCCAACCGUCCACCAAACACCAUGGAAUCACCAUCGUCUCAGCCUGCAAACCGACCCCCUAUGGGUCCUUCCGGACCCCAAGAAGAUCUAUCCCGCAACCGACCCAGCGGUGGCCGAGGUGGUGACUUAAUUGAUGAUGCCAUUCCCGAGGCGGGUCGCUCUGGACCAACUGGCGGUCGCAGCCGUGAAACAGAGCCUACUCGCGAGAAAGAGCCCGAGCGUCGUGAUGGCAGCGGCAGUGGUCGCAAUCGACGCGAUGGCCGUCGAAAUGAUCGCGAACGUAGCCGUCGAAGCGAUGUAGGAGGUGGAAGCCGUGACGAAAAGGGCACUGGUGAGCCCCGUGAGACCCUGCGUCGGGUUCAGAGCUCACGCGAAGAGCUGCGACGUCGAGACCGACGUGACCGCCCGGAUGGACCAUCUGAAGUGACUGGACCAACCCCUAGUACCAAUGAGACUCAUGAUACUGAAGGCCGUUUGCGACCUCCGUCCUCCAUGGAUGCACCGCCACCACCUCCUCCUCCUCCACCUCCCCCCAUGCCGGAAGGUAACGAGCGUCGUUUCAACUCAGGUGACCGGGGUGGCCGGUCCGACAAUCGGGACCGCGAGCGUGAGCGCCGUGGCGAUCGACGUGACCGGGAUCACCAGCGCGAGGGUGGCAGCAGCUCUGGAGGCUCCGGGCACCGUAAGCGUGGUCGACAGGGUCCUGACGACAACACUGAUGGUGGACGUGGCAUGAGAAUGGGAAAUGACAACAAGCGUCCUCGUCGAGGAGCGUAA